UCAUUUUUAUUUUCAUGAAUGGCUCAUAAUUUAUUUGUUCCUAUGGCUCACAGGGUCUUCUUUAAUAUUUGGCCAUCUUUGUCUAGGUAUUGUUUUCUAUUUGCUGGAAUAGCUCUCCACAAACUUUUGAGUUUAGAAGAUGAUCAUCAUCAUGAAGAUCAUAAGGAGCCACAAGCACUUCUUUAUGGACCAUUUUCGGCUGCAACAGAGCACACAUCUAACCUCGGUUUAUGCACAGAUCGUAUAACCCCAAAUUCGUGGGACGAAUUGGACCUUGUUGGGGGAAGGAAGACUGGACCUGCUAGAGAGCAGAGUAGGUGCUACUUCUUUUAGCAUAUGAAGAUUGAUGGUGUACUUGGAAAAUGGUGGUGUCUUCUAGUCAACAAGCAAACUCUGAAACUUCACCAUGCUAAGUCCUUAUUUCUUCAUUUCAAAAGUGUCGGUUAAGUCUUUUCACUAUGAUAUUUGUCAAUUUCCAAAACACCAUAAUGCAACAUUUCCUCCUGGUCGUAAUAAAAGUCAUGCACUUUUGAACUUGUGCAUUCUUAUGUGUGGUGACCUAUUAAUGACUCUACACACGGGGCUAUGUGGUUUGUGAGAUCAAUUGGUGACUGUACUAUUGUGACAUGAUUGUCUUUUGAAGAAUAAAUAUAAGGUUUGUUGAAUAUUUGUCUAUUUCCUCCCUCUUUUUAAAAUCAAUAUGGAAAGUUUAAUAAGAGAGUUCGAUCUAAUGAUGAUACAAAAUAUGUCAAUCUAAUGACAUUAUUCAAGAGCUAAGUUGUGUUAAUCUUUCAACAAAAUGUGUUUUAGUGGUUUUUAAAAUGCUUCUCUUCAAUCUAUCAUUCAAGAGUUAUGUAAGCACGGGAUAACAAGAAUAGUGAUAGCA
Molecule: messenger RNA, 886 nt
Organism: Vigna radiata var. radiata (mung bean)
Lineage: Eukaryota; Viridiplantae; Streptophyta; Magnoliopsida; Fabales; Fabaceae
Exons: 2
Coding region: 19-333 (104 amino acids)
Source: RefSeq, a predicted model, not a curated record